Molecule: messenger RNA, 4128 nt
Organism: Maniola jurtina (meadow brown)
Lineage: Eukaryota; Metazoa; Arthropoda; Insecta; Lepidoptera; Nymphalidae
Gene: DNApol-gamma35
Product: DNA polymerase subunit gamma-2, mitochondrial-like
Exons: 6
Coding region: 146-1138 (330 amino acids)
Biological process (GO): regulation of translational fidelity; glutaminyl-tRNAGln biosynthesis via transamidation; mitochondrial translation
Cellular component (GO): glutamyl-tRNA(Gln) amidotransferase complex; mitochondrion
Molecular function (GO): glutaminyl-tRNA synthase (glutamine-hydrolyzing) activity
Source: RefSeq, a predicted model, not a curated record
GAUAUAAUAACCCAGGGCAAUUGUCAAAAGGAUAUAUUAAAGAAUGCAGCUGUAACUGAAGAUGACUAUUUUGUUGCACCCCCGGGGAACAUCCCACUACAUGAAGUGCAACCACAAAUAGAAACUACACAAAAGGUGAAGAAAAAUGAAAACUGAAAUCCAAAAGCUUACUUCAUUAGCAAAAUUUUUAAAUCUUAAACAUUCAGUCAUAACAAAAACAGUAAUAAGUUUAGAGCAACCAAGUAAGAUUUUACUUCAAAAUAUUUACACUAGUUGGUUGAAAUCAAUAUACAGUAAAACUGUACAACAUUUCCCAGUAUACUUAGAUAAAGAUGAAGCAUUAAAAUCUCAAAAAUUUUGUUAUGGUUUCAUCAAACCACAAUCAAUAGAUAUCGAUGAAAUAUUAAUAGAACAUAGAAAUAAUGAGUAUGAGCCAAAAAAUAGAGUAGAUCUGAAGCUGCACUUAGUUGUACCACAGCAAGAUGUGAUGCAGUAUUUUAUACAGUGGCAAAGAUACAGGAAAUAUUGGUGGAGCUCGAUUACAACCACACCAAGUCUGUUCAGUAUAAAUGAUAUGAAGCAAGGAGCAGAGAGUGCUGAUGUAAACAUUAUAGCCAACUUUAAUUGGGGGCCGCAAACUGUAGAAACAAUCAGUAUUAACAGUAAUGGUUUGAACAAUAAUAAUAAUAAUAAAACUAAGACAUCUAGUCUGACUUGUGACAUGGGAUUAGAGACAGCUUUACUUACGCUUUUACUGGAUGGUAUUUCAAAUGCAACAAAGGAAGAAUAUUUGAGACUGCACAACAGAAUGGCUCCUUACAAAAUUUCCUUUGCAUUGGAUAGUGAAGGUAUGGCUAUAGAUGAAAAAAUAUUAAGUACUCUUAAACAGUUAGCUCGACUGAUAUUUCACAAACUGAGCUCAAAGGAGAUUUCCAGUUGGUUUCCAACUUUUACGCUGCCGUUACAACUUCAGAUCAAAGAAAAUCUACACAUGGGAGUAACAUACACAGCAAUAUUAAACGAAAAUACGCUUUCCAAUGGGAUUUUUCAUUUGUUAAACAGCAAUACUAUGUUGAAGGAGCAAGUACAUGUUGCAGAUUUCGACACCUAUGCCGCUUUAUUAUGUGGAAAAUAUUGAGGCAUACCUACUUAAUUUUUCUUUUGAUUUCUAUUAUAAAACGAUAAAAUCGAAGAAAUGAAAGCGAAGCGAAUCUUUUCUUUUAAUAAAUUGAUUAUAUCUUUCAAGGUGUUAUGCAGUUGUUACAGUGGUGUUAUAACUUACAUUACAAUAAUGUUGGGUUUUGACUAUGGAUUUAAUGUAUUUCAUUGAGUUAGAAUGUGUUUCAUUGAGUUAGGACAAAGUCAUAGACAUUUUUAAUGUGUUUUUUACAAGAAACAACUUAUCAAUAAAAAACAAAUUCAAUUUUACUUCCAAAUUUAAUUCUUAUUGCAUGACAUUUUGACAUUAGAAUCUUAUCAUAGGCUAUAUUUAAAACACUCUAACGUUUGAUCUUAAUUAUCAUUUAACUAAAGCAAUAUUUCAAAUAAGAUCUCCGCAUGCGUUUUCGCAAAAAAUACUUGGUACUAAAAUAUAACAUGGAAUCAGAUUUUCAACUAAUGUAAGUAGGUAUUUACCUACUAUUAAAGUAGUAAAAAUUUUAUUUGUUUUUGGAUACUUAUUACAUUAAUCAUGAAAAAAAAUAGUAAUUGUUUGCUAUUACCAAGUAUCUAACCUGUAAUUUAUGAAGAGAUUUUAUUUAAAAAAAAAUCACACAAACGAUUAUCGAUUUACAGAACAAAGGAAUAUCCUUGCUUGCUUGCCAACACGUUCAAGAGAUUGAGAAUGAGACAGCAUUAGCAUAGCAGUUUCAUCAAAUGGUCCAUACAGAAUGUACAGUGUGGCUAGCUAGGCAUUUGUGCUGAUUUCAGCAAAUCAUAAGUCAUGUCUGUCGAGAUACUAGCUUAAUAUUUAUUUAUUUAUCUUUUGCCCGGUUCCUAUAAAAUAGGUCAUUGGUAAAUAAGGUAAUUAAGUAAUACAAAAAACUUCAUUAUUUAAUUAAGAAAUAAUAUAUUAUUAACAUAUACUUAAAUUAUUUUUAUCUGUGUCACACAUUCGAUGCAUCGCACAAAACGCACGCCGCAAAGUUAAAUAGGUAUAUUAUGGCAUGCCCACAAAACGUCGUGGCCAUGUCAAAUAUGCAGUACAAGUCAUUUAGGGCCCUAGCACACAUAAUAUCUUUAGCAUCGGCGGUCAGCGAUUUUCUGUCUGUAACGCGUUUUUCGGUCGCUGUAUUCAAAUCGCGCGUUUUAGUGUUCGGACGCGGCAUCGAGUUAACUAAAAUGGACUUAAGAUUUUUCAAAUUCAAAUUAUUUUUAUUCAAUUAGACUUUUACAAGACUUAAUCGCUGCGAUUAUUAUUAUUACUACUUAUUAUAUAUUACAUGCGCGGAGUGGAGCGUUCAAAUGCGGCAUCGAGCUUCCGCAAAGCAACUAACCAUCGUUGAUGCUAAAAGCAUCGUGUCUGCUAUGGCCCUUAAGUAAUACUAAAAUGAUUUCAGUCCCUGCAUUACGAAACUUGCGACUAUUGCAAUGUGACUAUCGCGAUUACUAUCAUUGGACGAAUGGUACCUUUGAUAAAGGUGAUCGCAUACCUUUGGAAAAGCAUCGCAAUGCAUUUUUCAUUACUGAAACUACGUGUCAGCAAUCAACAUCAAAAUAGUGUCAAUGACGUCACCAAAGGUUACUGACCUUGACUGACCCACGGAAAGGUUACCCACAACCAGCGAGCUUAAUGCUGUUGACGUAUUAUAGUAUUGCAUAUUAUGCAUUCUCAUAUUAUGCCAUAUGUUAUGUCAUAUUAUGCAUUCUCAUUUAAGCCAUCCACAGACAGAAAAAAUUCUAACGCGCCCCUGAAAGUACUUUUGCUCAUACAUUUUAUACUAGACAUUUGGGUGUCCUCUUCUGAGGCUCACACAGAGUGAGUGCGACAGAAAGUUUUUGAUAUGUGGUUAUUGGCUAGCCUUAUAUUGUCCUCACUGUCAACUCAUGUAGUGAGUACGUUAUUUGACCAAUCUAAUUGAUCGCAAACCCAGAAAUCUUGACAAUUGACUAAAGCAUUUACGCCUGGAACUGUACAUCUUUCAGAUUGCCAAUAAUAAUGUAUAGUACGCGACAGGUUGAGAUGGCAAUCGGAGUAUGAGGCGGGGAGAUGCCCCGCACAGCCGCACGUCACCCGCAGCGGGUUAGCGCGGGGGUUCCCCACUCCAGUUGCCAUCUCUACCUGUCGCGUUUAUAGGUACCUACGUAACAUUAUUGAUAAUAAUCUGAAAGAUUGCAACUAUCGCAAAUAUGGCAAGUUUCGUAAUUAGGAAUCCAGUAUAAAACUCGGUAAGACAUGCACGCUAUUAACUAUUAAUUAAUAGUAAUUAGUUGAAUUUUUGGUUUCCAAAAUUAUUGAACAAUAUACGUAAGAACCAAUUUUGUAAACAUAGGAGUAUAUGGCCAAUGGGCAUACUUGUUAGACAAGACAGAGGAAAAGACAUAGUUUGAAUUUAUUCAAGUCAUUUUAUUUUAGCUAGUUCAAUAUUAAAAUAAAGAACUUCAACAUAUUUCUGAAACCUUUAUGCAUAAAAAUUGCAUAAUUUUUCUUAUAAAAAUCAUUCACACAAAUCAAUAUUUCAAACUCCAAAAUGCUUUACAACUUUUCUUUGCUUUCCCUCGCUAAUUCUUCUAAAUUAUCAAUGCGAAAGUUCGUCUCACUUGAUUUCAUAAAUUUUUCAGCAAUUAAACACUCAACUUAACCCACUCAACUCAAUUUAGAGCUGUCUAUAUUAAUUAAUGACAAGUAAAUCAAAAAUCCAUUGACAAAUUAGCGCGCAUCGUCUAGUGGGCAUUAUAAUAGGGAUUAAAGUAUGAAAUUGUCGUUUUAUUGUAAUAGGUACUUCGAAUUGACAUAGAACCUUCAUGGUUUGAGAUUUUUGAGUGAAACUUUUUUCAUACGGUACCUAUGUAGUUCUUCUUUUAAAAAAUGUGCAACAUUUGAUUAUCAACUUUUACCUUUUUGUGUUAAUUUAAUAUUAAAUUACUAUCUAUCAGGCCCUUUCAUUUAGUUAAUCUUUAUUGAUUCUG